Prunus armeniaca (apricot) is the source of this 321-nucleotide messenger RNA. Lineage: Eukaryota; Viridiplantae; Streptophyta; Magnoliopsida; Rosales; Rosaceae. The record is from the annotation of a GenBank genome assembly.
AUGAAGGUGGAGUUGGUGGUUGUGGUAGUGGUGGUAAGGAUGGCGCUUGUGGAGGUGGUGGUAGUGACAACAUGGUGGUGGAGGUGGCAGCAUGGUGGUGGUGGUGGUGGUGUUGGUUGUGGAGGUGGUGGUGGAUGUAGAGGUUUUGGAGGAGGUGGUGGUGGUGGUGGUGGUUGUGGUGGAGGUGAAGGUGGAGUUGGUGGUAGUGGUGGUGGCGGUGGUUGUGGCGAUGGCAGUGGUUGUGGAGGUAGUGAAUGUGGUGGUGUAAGUGGUGGAGUUGGAUGUGGAAGUGGAGGUGGUGUUAUUUUUGAAAAUGAAUGA